Molecule: messenger RNA, 4149 nt
Organism: Truncatella angustata
Lineage: Eukaryota; Fungi; Ascomycota; Sordariomycetes; Amphisphaeriales; Sporocadaceae
Exons: 3
Coding region: 1-4149 (1382 amino acids)
Biological process (GO): intracellular calcium ion homeostasis; calcium ion transmembrane transport
Cellular component (GO): intracellular membrane-bounded organelle; membrane
Molecular function (GO): P-type calcium transporter activity; ATP binding; ATP hydrolysis activity
Source: RefSeq, a predicted model, not a curated record
AUGGCUCAAGAAAAGUCUGGUGGUAGGCCCAGGGCCCCUACCAUUACCAUCGACACCAGUGCCGACACUACUGCGGCUGCUCCUCGACACUCACUUGGUUCCCCUACGGACUUGACUGCAAGUCCGACAACUUUGUUCCCAGACAUGCCUCAACCUUCCGGCGCUUCGCAAGCGAGCUCGAGACCAGACUUCCAACCCGCCCAAUCGUUCGAGAGCCAGCGAGAGAGUCGCCCUCAAAGUCCCCACAAUGUGUCUAGUCCUGUCGCAUCACGGAAUAGGGGUCCUCCCCAGGCCUAUCUGGCAGUUCCCAGUCACCGCUCCAGACAGAAUUCUGUUGAUAGCAGUAGCGAAUAUAGUGAGACCGCUGUUGGCUCGGGCUCAACCUGGCAGGGCACCGAGAAGGGCGACAAGGGAGCCGAGCUUAACCAUGACAAGAUUAAAAACGAUCCCGACGCCCUGAAGCCCGAUGCCGGCAAGGACAACGAUUUCCAGGUCGAGAACAACCCCUUUGCAUUCAGUCCUGGUCAGCUCAGCAAGAUGUUCAACCCCAAGAGCCUUCCCGCUUUCUACGCACUGGGAGGUCUUCAAGGUAUUGAGAAGGGUUUACGUUCGAACCGAGCCAGCGGUUUAAGCGUUGAAGAGAAGCGCCUGGAUGGAUCUGUCACCUUCGACCAGGUAACUGGCAAGAGCUCUACUAAACUCAGCACCGAGGGAGUCGAAAGCCCUCAAACGCCUGUCGCCCGCAGAGGCACUGCUGGCACGCAGAACGGGGAUGGAGCUUUCGCGGAUCGAAAACGUGUGUACAAGGACAACCGCAUUCCCGAAAAGAAGGGCAGGAGCUUCCUCCAGCUCGUCUGGAUUACUUACAAUGAUAAGGUGCUGAUCCUCCUUACCGCCGCUGCUAUUGUUUCUUUAGCAAUUGGCAUUUACGAAUCAGUCAGUGGAAACGGCGAAGGCGUCGAAUGGGUCGAAGGUGUGGCUAUCAUUGUAGCCAUUAUCGUCGUCGUACUCGUUGGCUCACUGAACGACUGGCAAAAGGAGAGGCAGUUUGCAAAACUGAACAAGAAGAAGCAGGAUCGACUGGUCAAGGCCAUCCGAUCUGGCAAGACCGUGGAAAUAUCUGUCUAUGAUAUUUUGUCUGGCGACGUGCUUCAUCUUGAGCCCGGUGACCUGCUCCCGGUUGAUGGAAUUCUCAUUCAAGGUUACGAUGUGAAGUGCGAUGAGUCGCAAGCCACGGGAGAGUCUGACGUGAUCCGGAAAAUGCCUGGCGACGAAGUUCUCGAGGCUAUCGAAAAUGGCGACCAGCUCAAGAAGGCCGACCCCUUCAUUCAGUCUGGUGCUCGUGUCAUGGAGGGUAUGGGCACUUACAUGGCCACCUCAACUGGCAUUUACUCGAGUUAUGGAAAGACUCUCAUGGCUUUGGACGAGGACCCCGAGAUCACGCCACUCCAGCAAAAGUUGAACGUUAUUGCCGAGUACAUUGCCAAAUUAGGAGGUGGUGCUGGUUUGCUUUUGUUUAUCGUUCUGCUCAUCAUCUUCUUGGUCAAGCUCCCCAGCAAUCAUGAAACACCCAUCCAGAAGGGUAUGCAGUUUCUUGAUAUAUUUAUUGUCGUGGUCACAAUUAUUGUCGUCGCCGUUCCUGAGGGUCUACCACUUGCAGUCACACUGGCUCUAGCAUUUGCCACGACGCGCAUGGUCAAGGACAACAAUUUGGUUCGUCACUUGAAGGCUUGUGAGGUCAUGGGUAACGCAACUACAAUUUGUUCCGACAAAACAGGCACAUUGACGCAAAACAAGAUGCAAAUUGUCUCUGGAACUCUCGGAACCGCUCAUCGUUUCGGAAGCUCUAAUUCUCACGGGUCUGAGGACACGUCCGAAUCCACUUCGCCUUCCGAUGGCCUCUCUGCUCAGGAAUUCGCCAAGGUCCUCUCGCCAGAUGUCAAGCAACUAUUGCUCAAGUCAAUUUCACUCAACUCGACUGCUUUUGAGGGCGAAGUUGACGGAGUCAAGACUUUUAUUGGUUCCAAGACCGAGACUGCCAUGCUCAUUUUCGCCCAAGAACAUCUUGGUAUGGGUCCCGUAAACGAGGAGCGGUCCAACGAGAAGAUCCUUCAGCUUGUACCUUUUGACUCCGGCCGAAAGUGUAUGGGCAUCUUUGUCCAGCUUCCCAAUGGAAGAGUCCGACUAUAUGUCAAAGGUGCAUCAGAGAUAGUACUGAACCAGUGUACCGAAAUCAUUCGCGAUCCCGCAAAGGAUCUGACAACCUCUACUUUGACGGAUGAGAAUGAACAGACAAUCAAGAACUUGAUCGACAGCUACGCGUCUAGAUCUUUGAGGACUAUCGCAAUCGUGUAUCGCGAAUUUGAACAGUGGCCACCCAAGAACAUAAAACGCUCCGAAAACAACCCGAACGAGGUCUCGUUCGACGAUGCUUUCAAGAAAAUGGUUUUCAUUGGCAUGGUGGGUAUUCAAGAUCCUUUACGCGAUGGCGUUGCGGAGGCUGUGAAGGACUGCCAGAAAGCCGGUGUCAUGGUUCGCAUGGUAACAGGUGACAACAAACUCACCGCCCAAGCUAUCGCCAAAGAGUGUGGAAUUCUUAUUGGUAAUGGCAUUGUUAUGGAGGGUCCGGAGUUCCGCAAUCUCUCAAAGUAUGAGCAAAACGAAAUCAUUCCUCGCUUGCAGGUUCUUGCCCGCUCCAGUCCAGAGGAUAAGCGAAUUUUGGUGCGCCGACUAAAGGAUAUGGGCGAAACUGUCGCUGUGACUGGCGACGGUACAAACGACGCCCCUGCUCUCAAACUUGCCGAUGUGGGUUUCUCCAUGGGUAUUGCCGGUACUGAGGUUGCGAAAGAGGCUUCGUCCAUCAUUCUCAUGGAUGACAACUUCAACAGUAUCGUAAAGGCCCUCAAAUGGGGUCGUGCCGUGAAUGAUGCAGUCAAGCGCUUUUUGCAGUUCCAGCUGACUGUCAACAUUACUGCUGUUAUUCUCACCUUCGUCACUGCCAUCUCGAACAACUCAGAAUCAUCGGUCCUCACAGCUGUUCAGCUGUUGUGGGUCAACCUCAUCAUGGAUACUUUAGCCGCUCUGGCUCUGGCUACGGAUCCUCCUCAGGACAGUGUAUUGGACAGAAAACCCGAGCGCCGUGGAUCCAGCAUCAUCUCUAUCACGAUGUGGAAGAUGAUCCUUGGCCAGGCUAUUUACCAGCUUGUCAUCACCUUCAUGCUUUACUACGGUUCGGUACAGAUCUUUGCUUUAGAUACCGCAACGGAGCAGGAGCAGCGUGAAACUCUGGUGUUCAACACUUUUGUUUGGAUGCAGAUCUUCAACCAAUGGAACAACCGUCGUUUGGACAACAGGUUCAACAUCUUCGAAGGUCUAUUUCGCAACUGGUUCUUCAUCGGUAUCAACAUCGCCAUGUGUGGCGCCCAGAUACUCAUCGUCUUCAAGGGUGGCAAGGCGUUCAGCAUCUCUCCCCAUGGACAAACAGCUGAACAAUGGGGUUAUGCGAUAGCACUCGGGUUCAUCUCGAUUCCCAUCGGCAUGGUCAUUCGCUGCAUCCCUGACGAAUUCCUCUCCAGGCUCAUCCCGACCUAUCUGAAGCGCAGAUCUUCACGCGUCCCUGGCCUUACCGUCUCGGAUGAAGAGCGAUUCGAGCACUAUCCUGAAGCUUUUACCGAAGUCAAAGACCAUCUUACGUUUAUCAAGCGGUACAAAGGUGGUCGUCUCAACAAUCUUAAAUACGGCCUGAAACACCCCAAGGAGGUCAUCAUGCAAAUGCGCAGCCCAUCACACUCUAGGUCAAAUUCUUUGAGAGAACCUCUGCCGCCUCGGACACCGGUUCGUGAGGAUAGCACCGGCGACUCGCUAGCACCUACACCCGAGUUGCGUGCUCGCUCUCGAUCUACGCGAUCAGGUAGGAGCCGGUCGAACUCGGCUCUCGGUGCCACUACUGUAAUGGCUGGUAUUAUCGCUGGUUCCGUCGGUGCCGGUUGGUCUCCUGUCCAAGAGCGUAGCAAUGCGGAAUUCCCUCCCCGUGGUCCAGCCUCUACUCCUUCACCUCUGGCACACAACGAGGAGCUGGAACCAGUUGAGGAAAAAAGGCAGGUCGAUGUUCCUACCUUGAAAGUUCCCGAGCCGCCUCACAAAUCGUAA